Olea europaea var. sylvestris is the source of this 1107-nucleotide messenger RNA. Its product is annotated as CASP-like protein 4A4. The transcript has 3 exons. The record is from RefSeq and is a predicted model, not a curated record. Bases 529 to 1107 code for a protein of 192 amino acids. Lineage: Eukaryota; Viridiplantae; Streptophyta; Magnoliopsida; Lamiales; Oleaceae.
AUGAUAUUAUAAGACUACUUGCUUUUAUAUUGUGUUAUAUAACGUCCCAUUGUUUUCGUAAAACGAAAUCAUUGCUUAAUUUCUUAAUCUUGAUUAUGAAAUGCUUUUAGCGAGUGUUGCUCAAGUAUAUUGCAAAUGGACCAAAAUAUUUAUACAAUUGUUAAUGAUUUCACCUAAUGCUCUUAAAAUUCAGCAGCGUUCACCUAAUUAAUUGUCAGUCGAUGUCACGUCUAACGUAAAUUACUAUUUAAGAUCAAAACUUCAAUCCAAUUUGGAAUUGUUUAAACCUUAAUACUGGACCCCAGCAAGUUAUUCUUAAAAUUUGCUGACAUUUGAAAUUCAUAAACUUUCUUGAAGCAUGCUCAAGUCACAUAUCACAAUCCAAAACCAAUUAUAAUUAAAGAAGAAAAACUAAUUACAAUUAUCAUUUUUCUAUGCAAGAAUCUGUGACUGGAAACUCACAAGAAGCUAGUUUUGACAGUCUUGGCAGAGUUUCAUUUAAGAAAGCAUUUACAGAGAGUAACUGAUAUGAAAGAGAGAAAUGAUACAGAGAUUACUUGUGGAUCAAUGUCUAGUGUUGCUCCUAUUCCAUCUUGCUCCCCGGCCGAGCUACCUGUGCCGAUGACACCGUCUCCAUUCUCGUUUUCUGUUGCAACAAUUCGAUGGAGCUCUCGAUCACCAUUUCAGGCUGCCAAUCUCUUCCUCCGGUUACUAGCGCUCGUAUUUUCCUUUAGCUCCGCUCUCUCACUAGCUGCCCCAUCACCUGCAAAGACCAUGAUCGGAAAAUCCCCAAGCUUCUACGAUGACACAAAAUUACUGUACUGCUUCAUUGUGAACAUUUUGACAUUCCUAUAUGCAGCCUAUCAGCUCUUUAAAGGAAUCUGUGACAUUGCCCACAGAGGUGUGUUCAUCUCCGACAUGGUAUCGGACUAUAUCAGCUUCAUUUUUGAUCAGGGGUUCAUGAGCAAACGAAGGCCAAGUGAGAAUGAAGUAAGCUUGAGUGUUGCAAAUGGGUUUCAAGUGAAAGUUGAAUUCAUAGGAGUAGUGAAGUUAACUUUAGAGUCUAAUUUUUAUCUUGUUUUGGAAAAUACAGUUUAUGUACCGUAG